Messenger RNA from Tripterygium wilfordii, 985 nucleotides. RefSeq lists its product as uncharacterized. The transcript has 2 exons. The record is from RefSeq and is a predicted model, not a curated record. Lineage: Eukaryota; Viridiplantae; Streptophyta; Magnoliopsida; Celastrales; Celastraceae. Bases 38 to 682 code for a protein of 214 amino acids.
UCAGGAUGAUCGGUCUAUUCAGCAGUUCUAUCACCACAUGCGUGGUUUUUGGCGUGAGUUGGAGGUUUUUCUCCCUGCUGGCAGUCAUAUUGCUGCUGAUGUGAUUUUUUGGGAUAUGCGUCGCAUGUACGAGUUUCUGAUGGCUCUCCGCCCCGAGUUUGGUCCUCUGGUUGGUCAGCUUAUACAUCGUGACCCCCCUCCCAGCCUCGAGACUGCAGUUGCUGAGUUAGUCGUCGAGGAGACUCGUCUUCGCCUACUAGGUGGGGUCAAGUCUACUCCUGCACCCUCUAGUUUCUCCGGUGUUCUUGCUGCAGCUCCCUCUAGUGUUUCCACAGCUCCCUCUGGUCGUCCUACUUGCCCUCAUUGCAUGCGGCCAGGUCAUACUAUAGAUGACUGUUGGAAGCUCCACCCCGAGCGUCGUGUUGGACCUCGUGGCCGCGGCCGCCGUGCCUCCACUUCCACUGUUGCGGCUGUUACUCAUGCACUUCCUUCUCCUGCUCCUGCUCCUGCUCCUGCUCUUGCUUUGCCUCAGAUUGAUAUUCAGCAAUUUCAGCAGUUCCAGCAGUAUCAACAGCGUCUUGAGCAGAUGACUACUUCUUCUAGCACUGGUAGCACUCCCGCACCCUCUGCUUUCUCAGCCACUGGAUCCGUCUACCAGCCGGGUGAUUGGCAGUGGUCGUAGAGUGGGUGGCCUCUAUCAUCUCCAGUCCCUCCACAUUCCCUCCUCGCGUCCCAGUUUUUGUGGUCUUGCCUCUCCUACUCCUGAUAUCUGGCAUAGACGAUUAGGUCAUAUUUCUGAAUCGCGACUGAAGAGUCUCUCCCUGUCUGGAGCUCUCGGUCGUGGUCCUUUUUCUGCUUUGAGUCCUUGUCUUGGUUGUAAGCUUGCUAAAGCUACAGCACUCCCCUUUUCCCCCAGUGUAUCCCAAACUUCUAGUGUUUUUGAUCUAUUACAUUCAGAUAUUUGGGGCCCUGCACCUCUCCCUUC